CGCGGCCCGGCAGUCUACGCGCGUCAGUGUCGCGGCGCGGACCUCUCGAGCGGCGGGAUCGCGGCAGCAUCGCUACCCAUCACCAGAAUAGGUGCGCGGCGCGAGUGAUUCCAAAUUCAAAAAGUGAAUCCAAUAUUUUUCUUUUUCUGUGGACUGUGCACACGGAUUGUCUGCAGCCUGCAAGAAUAAGAUAAAAUACAACGUUGGCUGUGAACCCACUAAGUCAUAUAAUUAUUAUUUCGCAUGAAACCAGCAAGCUAGCUUUAAUACAAAGCCGGGUCUUGAACCCAAUACCAAAGAUGAGAGCUGCCGCGUGGAGCGUGGCGCUCGCGCUCGUGCUGAGCACGGCCGCCACCGACUCCAAUGAAGACGGCAAGUCCUCCACCGAGACCACCUCAGCAUCAGCCCAAGAGCCUCCCCGCACGGACGCUUGGAUGCGCACGCCAGCCGGCAGCGUGGCAGUCAGGACCGGGGAAGACGCCCUGCUGACCUGCGUGGUGUUGGGCGCGAAGGGGAAGCCCGUGCUGUGGCGGCGCGCGAGGGAUCUGCAGCUGCUGACGGCUGGCGGGGUGCGGGUGACCAGGGAUGACCGGGUGCACGUGCUGCAUGAUGAUUCGGAGGAGCCGCUCCAGGGCCCCGGAAUCAGGAAGGGCGGCGACGUGUGGGCGCUGGUCAUCAAGUCCGUGCGGGCCUCCGACGCCGGUCUCUACAUGUGCGAGCUGAACACCGAGCCGCCUGUGAGGAGCUUCCAUAGACUUACUAUAAUAUCCCGAGGCCUGACGCCACCGGAGCACCAGAACGCCACAGACUCCUACUCAGCCAACGCGCCCACCCUGUCCCCCAUGGCGCUGGCCCACAACUACACUGACUGCUGCCUCGCCGCCAACAUCAGCAAGCCCUGUCUAGGGUUCUGCAGCAUACAGACCAUUCUGGAAGGCACGGGGCAGGACCCCGAGCAUUGCCAGCCGGAUUUCCCUGCUAUUGUGAAAUGCAUGGCGGACGGUCGCAACCACGUGCCGUGCUGUGUGCAGGAGCGGGUCCCGGACAUUUGCCAGGACGUGUGUCGCGGCGAGUUCACGCCCGUCACCGACAACAUCAAGUCGCACUACUCCUGCGCGGCCUAUAUGGAGAAGACGCUGGCUUGUAUCGUUGAGGGGAUUGAACUAUUACCAAGUCCACCAGAAGACGUCGAGGUAGAGCCAUUGAACGAGAAACAACUGAACGUGACUUGGAACCCUCCAACUGAGAACACUGACUCGAUAUCAGAAUACGUAGUCAACGUGACCACACUACGAUCCUUCGACUCCCAUCUCAUAGACACUGAUGACAGUAACGCUACCAUGAGGAGUAUACAGUCAAGCACGUACAAGGUGCAAGGGAAUACUACGUUUUUGAUCCUGAAUAAUCUGCUGCCGUUCACGAUGUAUGAGAUCACAGUCACGUCGUAUAAUCUUCACGGGUCCAGUUUGCCAAGUUAUGCUGUCAGGUCUCUAACUCUAUCAACGGGCAAGAUGAAGUCCACAGCGGUGGCGGCCGCGCCGAAGCUCCCCGAUGUCAGGUCGUGCUGCGUCAACGCCGGCAUCAACCACAACGAGUGCAUCGACAAGCUGUGCGACCCCACCAAGACCUUCGAGAUCGACUUGCAGGUGACAGAUCUGAUGAUUUGCGCUCCCUGGGCCGGGGUCACCUUCGGCUGUCUCGCUAACGGCAUGGACCACACACCCUGUUGUCGUGCCCGAGGCUUGCCGGACCCCUGCCUCCCACUGUGCAGCGGAAAUAUCACCACGCUGGAUUUCAAUUACUUUAAGUGCCUCCGCUACAUAUCCUCCUACACCAACUGCCUGCUGCAAGGCUACGGCGUGCUCCCCGGCCCGCCCUCGCGGCUGCACCUCACCAACAUCGACACGGAGUUCGCGGUGGUGCACUGGGCAGCUCCGGCGGUGCUCGGGGAUACCGUGCAGUAUUACAACUUGCAUUACCGCACGCUGACUGGACCGGAGGAGUAUAGGAUUUUGGAGAAGCUCCAAUCCCCAUACAUCCUGGAAGACCUGGAGUCCAACACCGACUACGAAAUCUACGUGGAAGCUGUCAACGAGCACGGCAUCGGGGAGGCGUCUCCGAGACUCAUCUUCAGGACACAAAGCCAGAUAACCCGAGACGAGGAAGAAGUCUCCAAGGCCUACAACGUCACCGCGUGCUGCGAGCGCGUGGCGCUGACCGGCGUGUGCAUGCCGCUGUGCGCGUACGACGCGCGCAUGUCGGACCUGCGCACGCUCGCGCCGCUGUGCGCGCAGGAGUUCCAUAAGCUGCUGCGCUGUGGGGCUGGAGGUCGUAACCACGAGCAGUGCUGCGCGCGGCGCGGCGUGCCGGCCAACUGCCGCGGCGUGUGCGCGGGCGCGCUCGGCGCCGGCGUCAACACCUGCGUGCCUUACAUCGGGAACAUCGUGCAGUGCUUCGAGGAAGGUACAGGCCUCCUGCCCGGCCCGCCGCGCGAGCUGCACGCCAUCCAGAGCAAAGAUGGCGUCGUGUCGCUGGACUGGGUGGCCCCGACCGACGGUGCCAAUGCCACCAGCUACAUAGUGCACUGGCAGAAAGUCAGCAACAACUCGCAGCCCUACUACUAUAACACGCUGCAGUUGGAUAAUCAACAGAACGUGACCGACACGGCGGCUCAGAUCAGCAGCCUCAACAUGAACAGCACGUAUCACGUGUUCGUGGUGGCCGCCAACGACGCUGGCAGCUCGCUGCCCUCUAGCAUGCUGCUGCUCAAUAUCACUGAAGUUGAGAAAGAGACGCAUGUAUCCGGCAUCCCGUCUCCCCCUCACUCUUUGUCAGUGUCCUCCCACUCGGCCACGUGGCUCGCGGUCAGCUGGCAGCCGCCGCAGUUCUCGCAGCCGGACGAAAAGAUCACUUACACAUUGUUCUACAAGUCGCCGACCCAAGCCGGUCAAACAAACGUAACCAACGUCACAACGGCGGUCCCCGGACACACCCUGGAGAAGCUCACCCCCAACACUCAGUACGUGGUGUGGGUGACGGCCCAUGCUGCUGCUGGAGACUCCCUGCCUUCGGAGACGCUGCUGGCCUGGACUGACCCCGCUUACCCUGCUUAUGUUGAGCCACCGACAAUAAACCCGGUGAACCUGGUGGUGGAGGGGUCCAGCAUGACCAUCCUGUGCAUCGCCAUGGGCACCCCCACGCCCGACAUCUCCUUGUACAUCUCGGGUCGCCUGGUCCGCCACGAGGAGACCCGCCACAUGGUGACGGUUAUCCACAACGUGACCCGCGACAUGGACCAGAUCUCGUGCUACGCGGACAACGGCUACGGAACCCCCAUGCAGGCCUCCAGGAAGAUUAACAUCUCUCAUGUGCCAUCAAUCCAAGCGUCAGGCAUCACGAUGGCAGCGGCAGGAGACUCCGUGAUCCUCGAGUGCCGCGUGGAGGCGCUGCCCAAGCCAACAGUUGCCUUCUGGAGGGACCCCAACGGGAGGACGCCAGUCAUCGACGGACCCAACUACAGCAUACAGCUGGUUGCUGAUCCUGAGGACCAAACCAAGUACACGAUGCGUCUCAUAAUCAAGAAGAUAGCAGAAACAGAUGAAGGCGACUACUUCUGCCACGCGGAGAACGCGUUCGGCAAGACUCUGCGGCCUGUGUCCGUGCGCCUGCGCCAGAGCGGCCACCAGCACAACGUCACCGAGUGCUGCACGCAGAUGAACGUGUCGUCGCAGUGCCUGGACGCGUGCAGCUUCUACCUGGACAUGGACAACAUCAUGGACCGGCCCGAGUGCGUCAACGACUUCGACAAACUCAUGAAGUGCGCUGCUGAUGGAUCUGACCACCGAGGCUGCUGCGCGUCCUGGGGUGUCCCUCGCAACUGCCUGGAGCUCUGCCGCGGGGGCUCCGUCUCCCGCUCCUGCGCCCUUCAGCACGCGAGACGGGCGCUCGCCUGCUUCCGCGAUAGUGGAGCCAGGCUGCCCGGCCCGCCCCGGAACCUGAAGGCGCAUGCCGCCCCGACCAAGAAUUCUGUGCUGUUGAGCUGGGAGCCGCCAACCAAAAACCCUCAGUCCGUGUUCCUGUACCGCGUGUUCUGGCGGGUGAUGGGCGCCAGGGCUCCGGAGAAACUGGACACCAGCGAGACCAGCGUCGUGCUGACGGGUUUGGAAGAUGGUGUGAGAUACGAGUGCGUCGUGAAGGCUGCUAAUGAUAUCGGAACAUCAACACUAUCCGGUCCGAUACAGUUCACGACAGCUGGCCAGGAGACCGGGGCUGAUGCGGCUCCGGUCAACAGCGGCAGCUCAUCAUCAGCCGUGGGCGUGGCCCUCGCCUGCAUCACCGUGGCCGCCAUACUGUUGGCCGCGGGACUGUACUACCGCUAUAGGAAGACAAUAAGACUCAAGUCACAAGGAGGAGUGGCUUUUGAAAACCCAAGUUACCUCAGAGAACCAAAUCCAGAUAAUACCAUCACAAAUGGCACCAUAUUAAAUGGAAGCGCCAACGGCGGUAAUGGCGUAGCGCCAGCUAAUGGAGGAGUAGUCUCCAACAGCGCAGCUUGGAGACAAGAAACACUACAGAACCCUGGAGCGACCAGCAUACCGGCCGCCCGAGAGGUCGACCCGUCAUUGUAUGAGGAGCUUAAGUUAGGUCAGGACGGAGCGGGCUUCAAGAGACUAAAGCCAUAGCCCGCGGUUGCGCGCCGCUCUCCGCUCCGCUCGCCGCGCUUGACGUCGCCGCGGGUGGCGCCGCGCUACUAAGCGCUGAGCCAGGCGCGCGCCUUUAUAUACCCGCCCCACCCCGACUGACGCAGUAUAGCUGUCUCGCUCGCUCGCGUAGUGAUAUCAUUGGCUCUAGCUAUCCCUACUCUAGACUAGUGAGCGGGGCCCACAUUGUUUAUAGCACCGAGCGGAGUGUUAGAUAAUGGACAAAACAAUAAAUAUAUAAUAUCUUCUGUAACAUACUUAUUGUUGUGAUUAAAACCAAAAAUGGAAUGAGAAAGCUACAUCGAAAAGGUAUUUUCUCUGCCGAUUUUCUUGUAAAUAGUAAAACGACUUGCUGAAAGUUUUCAGGAAAUUUUCAUCAAGUUGUUUCUAUGUAUCUUUACUGCUUAGAUUAGUUCUAAGCACCGAAGACUAACUAGGACACCCUAUAACAAAAAUGUGCCUUCAAACAAUAUGAUAGAGUGAAUAAAUAAAUGAACCCCUAGUUUUAGUGAAAUUGAAAUUGUAAAAAGUUUUCAUGUGUAAAUAGGUUGUAUAUCGGUACAUUCCAUAGCUGUGACCAUAUCAGUUACCUUUAGUUGAAUAAAUAUCGGAGGAAAUGUACUAUUCACACUAUGUACCUACACGAUGUAUUAAGUACAUAAAUUAUAUUAUUAUCGACCACGAAUAAACAAAUUUAGACUAUGUAACAACGAUUUGAAAGUUUGUUUUUUUACUUGUACCUAGGUUGCAUUGGGCAUUUCUACGUUCAUGAAAUUAUUGUAAUACAUACAUACGACACUGAUCUCAUGUUACCAUAUUAUUAUACUAUGUUACAAUUUGACCACAAGGUAGAAAUAAAAAGUGCCUACCUAUACUGAGGUUUGGUGAGAUAAUAACCAGAAAAUUACACAUUUUCGGAGUCUCUGCUAUAUCUAUUAUAUUGGCCCAAAUUAUGUAUGCAGUCAAAAGAUAUGAAAUAUUAGAAUAUUGAUUGUUGCACAAAAUUAGCAAGUGUAAUAGGGUAACUAUACAAUUUAUAUCUUUUGGCUGUACCUACGUAGGUACGUAGUGACAAAAUAGAGUAUUUGCUCAGAAAGUAAGGAUGUGAUGCAUAGGUAUAUUUAGUAACUUCUUACUUAUAGAUUUUAUGAAAUAAUUUUAGCAAAAAAAUGUGAUUAGAUUUGUAAAUAAACUAAUAAAUACAUUAAUAAA
Plutella xylostella (diamondback moth) is the source of this 5912-nucleotide messenger RNA. RefSeq names its product Ig-like and fibronectin type-III domain-containing protein 2. The record is from RefSeq and is a predicted model, not a curated record. Lineage: Eukaryota; Metazoa; Arthropoda; Insecta; Lepidoptera; Plutellidae. Gene Ontology annotation, molecular function: protein binding.